AUGCCAGCAAGGGAGUCACCGGCAGGAGCCAGAGAAUGGAGCCAUGGCUGGGGGAGCAGGGCCAGGCACCAGAGUUCCAGGGAGGGGGCAGAGUCCAGCUUAGCUCAUAAGUGGAGCUGAUAGCAGUCGUUAGGGGAGAGGCCAAGGGUUAGGACCCAGGGCACUAGGAGCCCAGGGCCAGGAGGCGAGCUCUGUGCUUGGUGCUUGGAGGAAGCCCCACCUGGCACCAUGGCCUUCCUGGUGGCUGGGACCCUGCGGGUGGCCACGCAGAUAGCAGAUACUCGAGACAGCCUGGGGAGAAAGGGAAAAUACAACGUGCAGGGUCCAAGGGCAGCCCUGAUGCUCAGCAGCCCUGGGGUGGCGGACGCUGCAGUCACUGCCUUGAAGGAUGUGUUCCAGGCCCUGGGAUUUGAGAGCUUCGAGAGGAGGGAGGUCCCGGUCCAGGGCUUCCUUGAGGAGCUGGCUUGGUUUCGGGAGCGGCUGGAUGCCCAGGGGCACCUUUUGGGGUGUGCCCUAGUGGCCUUGGUGGCCCCCAGAGGGCAGCUGUGGCACCCACAACAGCUGGUCCGGGAGCUGAGCAGCUGUGGGGUCCUUCAGGGCUGCCCCAAAGUCUUUCUGCUGCUCCCAAGUGGCCCUGGUGCCACCCUGGAGCCUGGAGCCUUCCUCGAUGGCCUGAGAGAGCUCUGUAGCCGCUCUCCUCACUGGUCCCUGGUACAGCUGCUGACGGAGGUGGGGAAGCCGGCUGGGCCUGCUGUCUCCCCUGGUUCUGCGGUGCCGCCAGAGCCAGUUACACUCUUCCACAGGGUGGCUGAAGAGUCCACUGGGGGCACCUGCUGCCCUGUUCUUCAGAGCUCCUUGCGGGGGGCACUGUGCCUGGGAGGCAUGGAGCCCUGGAGGCCCGAGCCGGCCCCCGGUCCCAGCACUCAGUAUGACCUGUCCAAGACCAGGGCUGCCCUCCUCCUGGCUGUGAUCCGAGGCCGGCCUGGGGCCCAGCACGAUGUGGAGGCACUGGGGGGCCUGUGCCGGGCCCUGGGCUUUGAGACCACCGUGAGGACAAACCCUACAGCCCAGGCUUUCCAGGAGGAGCUAGCCCAGUUCCGGGAGCAGCUGGACACCUGCAGGGGCCCUGUGAGCUGUGCCCUUGUGGCCCUGAUGGCCCAUGGGGGACCUCAGGGUCAGCUGCUGGGGGCCGACGGGCAAGAGGUGCAGCCCCAGGCACUGAUGCAGGAGCUGAGCCGCUGUCAGAUGCUGCGGGGGCAUCCCAAGAUCUUCCUGCUGCAGGCCUGCCGUGGGGGAAACAGGGAUGCUGGUGUGGGGCCCGCAGCUCUCCCCUGGUACCGGCGCUGGCUGUGGGCACCUCCAUCUGUCCCCUCUCAUGCAGAUGUCCUGCAGAUCUACGCCGAGGCCCGAGACAGCUCCAGCAGGGGUCCCCCUUCAGGGAGCUCCCACCAGGCAGACAUCCUGACGGUCUAUGCAGCCGCUGAGGGCUAUGUGGCCUAUCGGGAUGAGAGGGGCUCAGACUUUAUCCAGACCCUGGUGGAGGUCCUCAGAGCCAACCCCGGGAGAGACCUUCUGGAGCUGCUGACUGAGGCAGAUGUGGUUGGUUGGUUUGGAUAUUUCCAAGGCCUGACAGAGGGCUGAAGUCCAUCAGGGUCAACAGGCGGGUGUGUGAGCAGGAUGUGCUGGGCCCCGACUGCGAUGAACCCCGAAAGGCCUGCCUGGAGAUCUGCAGCUCGCUCCGGCACCGGCUCUGCCUCUAGGCCUGACAGAGCCGCGGCCACCGGGGGCUGCUGAGACCACCACUGUUGCCUCCAUCCACCACCCACCCCGCGGUUUCCUCAUCUGAGAGCGAGGCGUGGCAGUGUGGGGAUGGGCGUGCAAUAAACGUGUGCCGUGAACAGUUCCUGUUCUCAAGGAAGUGUGAAAUAAGUGAGAUGUGUGUAAAGCGUCUUCACGGCAUAUGGACGCAGUUGCGUCCCUGGGAACCUAGCUGGGGCCAGUGCCCA
Callithrix jacchus (white-tufted-ear marmoset) is the source of this 2006-nucleotide messenger RNA. NCBI's taxonomy places the organism in Eukaryota, Metazoa, Chordata, Mammalia, Primates, Cebidae. The record is from RefSeq and is a predicted model, not a curated record.